This is a messenger RNA of Mollisia scopiformis, 931 nucleotides long. RefSeq lists its product as uncharacterized. The coding region runs from base 101 to 664 and encodes 187 amino acids. The transcript has a single exon. Lineage: Eukaryota; Fungi; Ascomycota; Leotiomycetes; Helotiales; Mollisiaceae. The record is from RefSeq and is a predicted model, not a curated record.
GUGCCUUACUGCCUUACUGCCUUAUUAUGUAAGCGACAGCUACCUGUGCAAUUGCACAAAGUGCGCACAAAUGGUUGGCUAGCCUUACUUAGGUAGUAGUAUGCAAUGGCGGUUAGACCCGGUUCGGCCAUUUGGCUGGCCCAUGCGUCUCCGUACUCUAAUGCAGCAAGCAAAGCAAGCUCGAACCGCUCUUGGUGUGCAGAUUGGCUGGCUAGCUAAUCGGCUUCCUACAGCAACUCACUGCAGACCAGAAUAUCCACAUCCACACAUCCACAUCCACAUCCAACCCCAAUCCGAAUCCGCUCGCACUCCUUCCGAACGAACUUCUUUUUAUCCGGCCACUGUUGCUGCUGCUGCGACUGCUACUACCACUGCCACCUGCCCCUUCUUGAAUGGUAGCUCCCGACAUGUUAUGCACGCCGGAUGUGCUGCGAUCCCGGACUACUUACAUACGUGCUGCACCGUUCCACGCUUCCCCUUCGGGCUGUGUUGCGGAGUGCACUACAGUAGAGCUUUCAUCAUUGAGACGAAAACGAGGACGGGGACGAGGACAGGGAGCCAGGCAACGGACCGAGGUGUCAACGAAGAAACAUUUAAAACGUCCAUCUGCAUCUGGAGAAAUGCAGAACUGAUUGCGGAUACAAACUGUGAAAGUCCCAGAUAGCGAACGAGUGGAGACACGCCAAAAGAGUGAAGCUCUCUGAGGAUACGGCUUACUUGAAGCCGGCGAUGAGGUCGAUUGCAGCAGGUACAUACACUACGUGCCUUCAAUCGGACGGGUGUGCAUGCUGGAGCAACCUGCUGCAACCUGAGAUGCAUGGCCGAAGAAGGGGGUGCCAAAUUCGCCACAGGGCGCAAAUGUCUCCCACACCCAAGAGGAAACCUUCUCAUUCUGCAGUCACAGCAUUGGACUGCCUGCUUGCAUCCCCAG